Molecule: messenger RNA, 897 nt
Organism: Thlaspi arvense
Lineage: Eukaryota; Viridiplantae; Streptophyta; Magnoliopsida; Brassicales; Brassicaceae
Source: the annotation of a GenBank genome assembly
AUGAAAGGCCUACGGAAAGAAAAGUUUUGGAGAGACAUGGACGAUCAAAACAAUACAACAAGUUUUACGUUGGAGAUAGAUAACUUUUCCGGGAAGAAAUCUGUGAUAUCACCAAACUUCUUAAGCGGCGGCUGCGAAUGGUACGUUACCGUACGUUUUCCCGAUGGAGUUCGUAUUAAUGAUCACUGCAUGUAUAUGUACCUCUACGUCGGAAAUACUGAAUCACUGCGACUUGGAUGGAAAAUACGAGCUAGUUAUUCCUUCCUUGUGUUGAAUCAAUCACUCGAAGAGCUCUACAGAUGCGAUGAAGUGUGCCGAUUGUUCUGCGAUCACUUACGAGGACGGGGUUGGUAUGUGAAUCUUGAAAAGAUUCAAGAAAAAGGGCUAUUCCAGGACCACCCGGACAUUGCCAAGAACUUGAGAGAAAAGGACCAAUUGGUGAAGGCAGCAUACAUGAACGACCUCCUAAGUCUCAUUGAGACACUGAACAAGCCUCCAUGUACCUUAUCCCUGACUGAGCUAAGCAAAUCUCUCAAGGAGUUGAUGGUGCUAGAAGAAGCGGGCUUCAAGCUAAACUGGUUAAAGAAAAAGCAUGAUGAGGUUUCCUUGGAGUGGAAGAAAGCAAAUUUUGAUGCUACUCGAGACCAAGAAUUUGAGGAACACGCCAAGAAUCUCAAAGCUGAAGAGAAUAAGGAGAAGGUCAAGGCUGCUACUUGUGCUGCUAGACAAGACUGGCUCGAAGGUGUUGUUCGCUCAUGGAACGAGUGGAGAGUAAGAAUGGGUUUUGUUGUUUCCGUUGGAAAGAUCGAACCCAUUAUAAAGAAUCCAUCUCGCAGUGAAGUCAGAUUGAGUAUAUCUGCAUAUGCAGAGUUUGCACGACGAGUACAGGAUUUAUGA